AUGCUCAAUAACCUUACCGCCACAGCUCUAGGAGGUCACAAAGAGUCGUGCUCUGAGGACAGUAAGCAGCUGGAGCUGAAGCCAAGCGUCGACCGCUCGCACCAUGCGCUGGGAGCGCGGCUUCAUCUCGCGCACUCCAUACGCACCGAACAUCUGCAAGGUGGACUUCACCAGCAGCAGCACAGUGGUGGGCACAUGUCAACUGUGCCGGUCAGCAUGUCUUCCUCAGCCUCGGAUAGUGACAAGCCGGCCAAGCAGAAGAGGCACAGAACAAGGUUUACUCCUGCACAAUUAAAUGAGCUGGAGAGAUGUUUCUCUAAGACGCACUACCCCGAUAUUUUUAUGAGAGAAGAGAUCGCCAUGAGGAUCGGCCUCACUGAGAGUCGGGUUCAGGUGUGGUUCCAGAACCGCCGGGCGAAGUGGAAGAAACGAAAGAAGAGCACCAACGUAUUUCGGUCCCCUGGCUCCUUGUUGCCCUCUCACGGUCUACCGCCGUUCGGCGCGGGCGACGUCUGCAGCCCCGGUGUGUUCGCAGACCGACCCUGGUCUAUGCCUUCUGGCCUUGGUCAACUCUCGCAAGGGGGUGUAUCUAUGGGCGGGUUCAGUGCGGGUGGACUGCCGCAGCUUGCAGCCGAUUUGAACCCUGCACUGCCCAUUAGUUCCAUGGCCUCCCAGCAGUAUCAGUCGCAUUACCCGCUCAACUCUUUAGGCGAAUCCAUGAUGUCAUACUGCGGUGGGUCCGGCGCACUUGACGGCUCACCCGCCUCGCCGCACGCUCACUGCAACACUGCCUCGCCCACUGCACCCGGCGGCGGGGGAGCGGGCGGCGGCGGGGGCGGCGGCGGCGGGGAGGGGUGCGAGGAGGAGGCGUGGCGCGGGCACAGCAUCGCCGCGCUGCGCCGCCGCGCGUCCGAGCUGUCGGCCGCCAUCCCGCCCUACCUGCAGCUCAACUACGACCACGCGCACAGCCCCGUCUACUGA
Molecule: messenger RNA, 981 nt
Organism: Parnassius mnemosyne (clouded apollo)
Lineage: Eukaryota; Metazoa; Arthropoda; Insecta; Lepidoptera; Papilionidae
Source: the annotation of a GenBank genome assembly